AUGGCGUCCAAACGCGGUAGGGGAGGCUCUUCGGGGAACAAGUUCCGCAUGUCGCUGGCGCUGCCCGUUGGCGCGGUGCUCAACUGCGCCGACAACACGGGCGCCAAGAACCUGUACAUCAUCUCCGUCGUGGGCUGGGGCGCCAAGCUGAAUCGGCUGCCCUCUGCCGCCUGCGGGGACAUGGUCAUGGCUACCGUGAAGAAGGGAAAGCCAGAUCUGAGGAAGAAAGUGCUUCCCGCUGUUGUCGUGCGACAGAGGAAACCUUGGAGGCGGAAGGAUGGAAUGUUCAUCUAUUUUGAAGAUAAUGCUGGCGUGAUCGUCAAUCCAAAGGGAGAGAUGAAAGGAUCUGCUAUUACAGGACCUGUUGCAAAGGAGUGCGCAGAUCUCUGGCCCAGAAUUGCAAGUGCAGCCAACUCUAUUGUGUGA
Messenger RNA from Ostreobium quekettii, 426 nucleotides. Lineage: Eukaryota; Viridiplantae; Chlorophyta; Ulvophyceae; Bryopsidales; Ostreobiaceae. The record is from the annotation of a GenBank genome assembly.